Molecule: messenger RNA, 1782 nt
Organism: Dunckerocampus dactyliophorus (ringed pipefish)
Lineage: Eukaryota; Metazoa; Chordata; Actinopteri; Syngnathiformes; Syngnathidae
Product: ly6/PLAUR domain-containing protein 6-like
Exons: 5
Coding region: 410-931 (173 amino acids)
Biological process (GO): positive regulation of canonical Wnt signaling pathway
Molecular function (GO): acetylcholine receptor inhibitor activity
Source: RefSeq, a predicted model, not a curated record
UGUGCCACAGGGGAGCUGACUGUACACUAACCCCCUGUGACUGCUUUGGAGCGGGGCGGACCAGUGGAGCAGACGCACCCGCUGCUGUGUCGGCUCCCAACGACGCGAGCCGCCUCUUAGAGCCAAUCCAUUCCCGACCGACAUGUUAGCAGCUCCCUCAUUCAUUUUAAUUUAAGCCGCACAUGCACUCCGGACUUUGGUUUCUAUCUUCCAACAGUCCAGUGGUCUUUCUUUGCUUCUUAACCUGUUACCUUUGCAACAUGAUGCCAGCACCAGUACCACCAAAAAAAAGAUGGAUUCUUUCAGUUUUUCGGCACGGCGGCUCAAAAAAAAAAGGAUAUCAUUUUCCCUCCUUUUUCUCAGGCUUCACUUGGCUACAUUUUGAAGUGCAUAAAGAUAUUUAGGGUCAAUGAUGGAGCCCUGGUCAACAGUGGCACAGAUCCUACUGAUGAGCAACCUUGCAGAUUGGCUGCAAAUGGUGCAGACGCGGGAUUUCACCAGAAAGGACAUCAUCCACCUACACCCUUCAACAACGCCUCAUCCUGGAGGAUUCAAGUGCUUCACAUGUCAAGAUGCUACAGAUAACUACGAGUGCAACCGCUGGGCACCAGAUGUAUACUGUCCAAAAGAUACCAGAUACUGUUACACCAUCCACAUGAUGGAUCGCCAUGGAGACAGCAUCUCCGUGACCAAGCGGUGUGUAACUUUGGAAGAGUGUCUGUUCACAGGCUGUGCUGACGUCAUUGAAGAUGGCUCUCUGGUGUGCUCCUCUUGCUGUGAAGGAAAUAUUUGCAACUUGUUGGUUCCCAGAAAUGAGAGUGCUGCAGUUUUCUCUUCAAGUUCCCCUCUAGUGAGCUCGGCCAGAGGACGUCAUGCAGGGACACUGAGUGACAUUAUCAUCAUCAGCAUCCUCUCGUUAGGAUGUAUAUGAGACACAAAUGCUGUUUGUGUAAGAGGACAUUUGUUGAAGGUCUAUUGGACAUAUACUACGGUGAAACAAUAUUGUCUUUUGUAGGUUUUCAUAAAUGUAUUUGUGUAUGGUUUACAUUCAUUAUGUAAUGUCAGUGGACAUUAAAAUGACUGCAAGGUCAGUUCACUGUUGUGUACUAGGCUUUUUUUUAUUUUAAAUGUUGUGCAACAGUUUUAAAAAUAAUAAAUACGACACAUAUGUGAGAUGAAUUAAUGAUGUGGCAAAUUAAAAUCAAAUUUACAAUUUUGGAGAGCACAAUUUGAGAAAUGGUAAUGCGUAAUACAUCACAUGGUACAAUUCACAGUCCCACAUGUCCAAAAAGGAGGACGUAGAAGCAAAGCUUUAGUUCUAAUCUCCGUUUCACAUCAACUGCAAUACAUUUGUUCACUUCCUGUAUUCCAAAUUUCUCUUUGACAAUUUUAAAAUACAAAAAUAAAAUAAUCUGUAUGCAAAAAAAUGCAAUGUAUGACCAUUUCACACAGGAGAAAAUGCAAUUCUUUUAGACAGACUUAAUAGAUUUAAUAGCUUUUCCAGAUACAGUAGAUUCUCUAUGGUCGGAACAGCUCAUUCUGUGACACUGCAUGCGUGGUCAACCUCCAGUUUGUUACAAUUCAUUUAUAAUUCAGAAUAAUCUCAUAAGAAAUCAUGGAACGCUUUGUGAGUUAGCCAGCGUGACAGGGUGUUUAUGUUCCUUUCUUACGCCUUUGUUCCUGUUGUCAUGCUCUUAUUUUGUAUUCACUUCCUGCCUUGCCCGGUUGUGUUUUCCUGCUUUGCGUUAAUCACUCGCACUUGCUUCUAGUUUCAGUCACUCA